This is a messenger RNA of Paramuricea clavata, 319 nucleotides long. Lineage: Eukaryota; Metazoa; Cnidaria; Anthozoa; Malacalcyonacea; Plexauridae. The record is from the annotation of a GenBank genome assembly.
AUGUUUGCAGAUGAUACCAGCCUUACAGCUGUGGGCAAAACAUUAAAUGAAGCAGAAGAAUUAGCGAAUAAGGACUUGAAAAAUGUUAAAGUGUGGUUGUCUUCACACAAACUUAGCUUAAAUAUUGCGAAAACGGAAUAUAUUUUGAUUGGAUCACGCCCUAAGAUUAAUAGCAUGGAUGUCCAACCCAUAGUUAAGAUCGACCCAUGUCCAAUCAAAAGAGUAAAAUGCGCAAAUGUGCUAGGAGUUGAAAUCGGUGAGAACUUAAACUGGGAAAAACAUAUUGAAUAUAUCGCUAGUAAAUUAUCUUCGGGAAUUA